CUUCUGUUCAAGUCCAUGCAGGUCCUACGUACUCCCUCCCAUCUUUCUGUUUGCUUUGCCUUUAAAACACUCAUCUGAUUUUCUUCUUCAGAUGCCAAAGUUUGUUAAGAAAAUAAUGAUGAAUAUGUUCUUCCCUCGACUUCUUCUUCAUUCUCUUUUGGUGGUUUGCUUUGCAGCCCUUGCUUUCGGAGCUGCUCGAUUGCCACAAGAUGAAGUGCAAGCUUUAGCUGACAUAGCAAAGACACUAGGGAAGACGGGCUGGGAUUUCAGCGUAGAUCCAUGCAGCGGCCAACUUCCAUGGACUAAUAUAUCGGCAGUCAAACAAUUUGAGAGUGCCGUCACCUGUAAUUGCUCCUUUGACGACUCCACUGUCUGCCAUGUUACCAGCAUAGUUUUGAAAACUCAGGAUUUGCCAGGAACACUCCCACGAGAAAUGGUCAGGCUCAAAUAUCUGCAAGUAAUCGACCUCACCCGGAACUACCUGAAUGGUACCAUCCCUCCAGAAUGGGGCUCCCUUCGACUUGUCAACAUCUCCCUUAUUGGAAAUCGUUUGACAGGUCCUAUCCCGGUAGAGUUUGCAAACAUCACCACCCUGCAGAGUUUGGACCUCAGUUCCAACUUUCUCUCUGAACCUCUCCCUGAGGAGCUUGGGAAUUUCCCACACAUGGAAAGAAUGCUUCUUUCUUCAAACAAGUUCACUGGGUAUUUGCCAGAUUCAUUUGCAAACCUUAUCACAUUAAAGGACUUUCGGAUCGGUGACACGAACUUUUCUGGGGAGAUACCUAAAUUUAUUGAGAAGUGGACAAAUCUUGAAAAACUUGUGAUUCAGGGUAGUGGUUUGACGGGGAAAAUUCCUGGCGGCAUCUCUCUGUUGACAAGCUUAACUGACUUGAGAAUUACUGACUUGAUUGGACCUGAAUUAAACUUCCCUCAGCUCGACAAUAUGAAAAACAUGAGGACACUGAUGUUGAGGAGUUGCAAUAUUAUCGGAGGGCUACCUCCAUAUCUCGGGCAAAUGCCUAAAUUGAAUACUUUAGACCUCAGCUAUAAUAAGCUGACCGGAGAAAUUCCAAGCAGCUUCGCUAGUCUAGCAAAUGCGGAUUAUAUAUUCUUAACUGGAAACUUGUUGACUGGAUCCGUGCCUACUUGGCCGACAGGCUACGUUGAUCUUUCAUUUAACGUGUUCACCAUAUGGAACACAAGUUGUCAAUCAAAGGGCUUGAACUUGUUUGACAGCAAUAGUUCAGGAGGUUCAUGUUCCACAGCUGCAAAAUGUCCAAAAACUAUGUACUCCUCCUUUCAUAUUAAUUGUGGUGGUAAAGAAGUAACCAUUGAAAAUAAAACAUAUGAGGAUGACACAUUUUCAGCUGGACCUUCAUCAUUUUACCAGAGCAGAACAAACUGGGCAUUAAGCAGCACCGGUUACUUCCCUGAUGAUGACCACCCUACGGACAACUUUAUAUGGACUAAUGACUCUAUACUCUCUAUGGCCAAUCCUCAACUUUACAUGAACGCACGGCUUUCUCCCAUCUCUCUAACUUACUUUGGGUCUUGUCUGCAAAAUGGAAUAUACACCGUAAAACUCCAUUUUGCAGAGUUAAUGUUUAGAAACGGAAACACAUAUAAAAGCCUGGGAAGGCGAGUAUUUGAUAUUUACAUUCAGGAUAUGCUAGUACGGCAGAAUUUCAAUAUUAUGGAUGACGCUAGUGGGUUUGGUAAUGUAGUCAUACUAAAGUUCGUCGCUAUUGUAACUAGUCGUACCUUGAAGAUCCAUUUCAAUUGGGCUGGCAAAGGGACGACAGGCAUCCCUGUUGGAGGAGUCUAUGGUCCUCUUAUAUCAGCUAUUUCGGUGGAACGUGCAGUCGACAAUAGCUCAACAAAAAAUGGAAGUAGCAUAUCACCUGGUGUAGGUGUAGGUGCAGUGGUUGUUGUGGCCGGAGGAAUCUUUAUUAUAUUAGUGAUACUUAGUAUUCUUUGGAGGAGAGGCUCCCUAGGACAACAAAAGACAUUGGAGGAUGAUUUGAAGGGUGUGGACCUGCAAACUGGUAAGUUUACAUUCAAGCAACUCAAAGCUGCCACAACCAACUUUGACAAAGCAAAUAAGAUUGGCGAAGGUGGUUUUGGUUCCGUUUAUAAGGGCAUUCUAGCAGAUGGCACCAUGAUUGCUGUUAAGCAGCUUUCUUCCAAAUCAAAGCAAGGGAAUCGUGAAUUUGUGAAUGAGAUAGGCAUGAUUUCUGCUUUGCAACACCCUCAUCUUGUUAGCCUCUACGGAUGUUGUAUUGAAGGAAAUCAACUAUUGCUUGUCUACGAGUACAUGGAAAAUAAUAGCGUUGCUCAUGCUUUGUUCGGGGCAGGAGAAAGUCGUUUGAAGUUGGAUUGGCCAACAAGGCACAAGAUCUGCAUUGGUAUAGCGAGAGGUCUGGCUCACCUCCAUGAGGAAUCAAGAUUGAAGGUCGUUCAUAGAGAUAUAAAGGCAACUAAUGUGUUGCUUGAUAAAAAUCUAAACCCAAAAAUAUCUGACUUUGGAUUAGCCAAACUUGAUGAAGAAGAUAAUACACACAUUAGCACUCGUAUUGCUGGAACUUUUGGCUAUAUGGCACCUGAAUAUGCAAUGCGGGGUUAUUUGACUGAUAAAGCAGAUGUUUAUAGUUUUGGAAUUCUUGUAUUGGAGAUUGUUAGUGGGAGGAACAACACAAGUUACCGAACAAAGGCAGAAUGCUUUUAUCUUCUUGAUUGGGCAACUCUCCUUAAAGCGCAAGGGAAUUUGUUGGAUCUAGUGGAUCCACGGUUGGGUUCAAACUUCAACAAAAAAGAGAUGAUGGUUACAAUCAAUGUGGCUCUCCUUUGCUCUAGUGUCACUUCAGCAGUUAGGCCUACUAUGUCUUCAGUUGUGAGCAUGCUUGAAGGCAGGGUUGCUGUUCAGGAGCUAGUCUCAGAUCCAAAUCCCUCAAGUAAUGAGAUCGAUGCGAUGAGGAACCAUUUUCAAUCCUAUUUAGAAGGGAGUGCAGGUGAGAGCCAGAUACAAACCGAGUCAAUUGAAGAGCCAAGCACUAUUUCAUAUGCGUCUGGUCAUGAUCUUUAUCCAAUCAAUCCUGAUUCGAACUACAGAGAGAACAUAAAUAAGAGAAAUUGGGAAACUGUUUGAUUGAUGAUUGUCAACAUAUUAUUUUUGAAAGAAGGAUAGUUAUUUUUUUAAGAGUUUAUAAAUAUUGGUGAAAUAAGAAUUAAAGAAGUUUCCAGCAUAAUAAUUGUUAAGUGUGAAAUCAACGGUUUCCAUGAACUUGUCUUUUUAGUUCUUGUAAUUUUGAUAAAACUGAUUUUCUUAUUUUAUAACUGCAAUAUUGGAUCAA
Molecule: messenger RNA, 3350 nt
Organism: Pyrus x bretschneideri (Chinese white pear)
Lineage: Eukaryota; Viridiplantae; Streptophyta; Magnoliopsida; Rosales; Rosaceae
Product: probable leucine-rich repeat receptor-like serine/threonine-protein kinase At3g14840
Biological process (GO): protein phosphorylation
Molecular function (GO): protein binding; protein kinase activity; ATP binding
Source: RefSeq, a predicted model, not a curated record